Messenger RNA from Chaetomium strumarium, 979 nucleotides. Its product is annotated as LicD family-domain-containing protein. The transcript is spliced from 7 exons. The coding region runs from base 93 to 902 and encodes 269 amino acids. Lineage: Eukaryota; Fungi; Ascomycota; Sordariomycetes; Sordariales; Chaetomiaceae. The record is from RefSeq and is a predicted model, not a curated record.
CUAUCUUCUGCAAUAGUGAUAUGCUCAUGGCCUUGCAUUGAGCGUCUCCUGAACUGCCGUGGUGAGACAGUCGAGCUCCGAGUUACCAUACGAUGCUUCUGGGCCCCUUGCUCUUGAGUCUGGUACUGUUGUCGAUAUGCGAGGCUCUUCCUCUUCAGGACGCAGCCGGGGAAGACUCGUCAUCAGGGAGACACCCAGCGGGACAAUUGAAAGACACUUCCAACAGUCUACACCCGGAAUACGCCUACGACUUGAGAUUCUAUAGAAGGCAGAUACCGCACGGCGAACGAACGACAGCACUGAAGAAGCUCGUUCAGACAUACCUCGUCACCCUCAAUGACCUAGGCAUCGAAACAUGGCUGGUUCAUGACACCCUUCUUGGGUGGUGGUGGGGCAAAAGGGUAUUGCCCUGGGCGCUGGACGUCAGCGCCCAAGUGUCAGAACCCGGCAUCUUCUUCCUCGCUGCGUACUACAACAUGUCCACGUUCCACUUCAAGGGCGCCGACAUACCGAGGGAACGCAGAUACCUGCUGGAACUUAGCCCGCAUGCUAGGGACCGCGAACAGAGCGGUGGAUCGAGUGCUGCUGAUGCGCGGUGGAUCGACACCUCGUCGGGCCUCUUCAUGAACGUGUAUGCGGUGCGGUACAACCUGGCUCAUCCGGGAGGUGAGGGAAUGUUGAGUUGCAAGGAUGGCAGCGAGAUCAAGGACACAUACCUCUUCCCGUUGCGAAAGACAACGUUCGGGGGUGUGCCAGCCAAGAUACCGUACCGGUACAAAGAGCUGCUUGUUGCAGAAUACGGGAAGGAGGCGUUGGCCAACCCCGAGCAGGACGGUCGGCGAGUGGUUCGGGACAGAAUGCACGGAAUGCAAUGGUUACUGAAGGAAGACUCGACGCUCUAAACGGGAACGGGCAGGGUCGGAUGCCAACCACGCAAUCGAGAACGAUGCAAGAAGAUGACGACCUAGAUACCAGAGAG